AUGAGUUCUCGCCAAGAUCAGCUCAAGUCGCUAAUCGAAAAGUCGUGCGACCCACCGCCCGCUUCAGACGAUGGGUAUGGGACGGCGUCCAAAAGUGGGUCUAGCAACCAAGGGUUUCCCUCCCAGCUGGUGGCCGCGCGUGGCCGCGCAAAACUUAUCUCACAGUUGAUGAAGUCAUCGCCAACUCAACCUCCGGCUGGAGACAGCUCGCUGGAGGAUACGAUGAGUAAUCUAAGCAUCGGUAGCCGGGGGCGCUUCGUCCAGCAUAUGAUGUCCAUGAAAAAGUCGCUGACCCCGAGCGAGCUACCGAAACCGUCCGCCGAAGUCGCGGCAUCUACGUCGAAAGCGGCAUCGAUAGAAGCAACCGCCCAGCAACCCCCGGAAGCGACUGUGCCGACCGAACCGGUCAUUCGAACCGGAGAAAGCGGCACCCCGGUCAUGCUGGCAACCAACUUCAUGAAACUCAAGCGUAGGGAGGGUUGCGGAGUGUUCCUGUACACGGUGGACUUUGAGCCCAUGGUGGACUCGAGGGCGGCACGCCACAACUGUAUCGAGCAGAACGCCAAAAACUUUGGCGGGUCGCACACCUACUCCGGCAACAUGAUGAUGCUGUCGAGACAGCUGAAAGCUCCCGUGACAACGUACACGGCUCGCCAUCCGCACGAAGGUACCGAGGUCCGGCUGGAGGUCACUUUUCGGGGGGAGAAGCGUUUGAGCGAAAGUACAUGGUUCUACAACAACCUGUUCAAGCGCCUGAUGCACAUCCUGCAGCUCACGACGAUCGCUCGCGGGAACUUCGAUCCGUCGCUGUCCCGCAUCAUCCCGCACCAGCGGCUCGAGGUGUGGCCCGGUUUCGUGACAGCCGUGAGC
Anopheles cruzii is the source of this 870-nucleotide messenger RNA. RefSeq names its product piwi-like protein Ago3. The annotation marks the transcript as partial. Gene Ontology annotation, molecular function: protein binding. The record is from RefSeq and is a predicted model, not a curated record. Lineage: Eukaryota; Metazoa; Arthropoda; Insecta; Diptera; Culicidae. The transcript has a single exon.